Drosophila nasuta is the source of this 689-nucleotide messenger RNA. Its product is annotated as merozoite surface protein 9. The record is from RefSeq and is a predicted model, not a curated record. The transcript has a single exon. Lineage: Eukaryota; Metazoa; Arthropoda; Insecta; Diptera; Drosophilidae. Bases 169 to 561 code for a protein of 130 amino acids.
CUCAUUAGACUUUCACAUUUUCGUUAGUUCAGACACGCUGAAAACUUUUUCGGUCUGCUACAGAUUUUUAUUUUUCGGCAAUUUAAAAUUUGAAAUCUUAAUUUUUUCCUUUUUUGUUGAUUUAUUCUUGUUUAUCGAAAUUCUUGUUAGUCGCAGGCCGGCUCUCUGAUGUCGAAAGAAGGCUCUGGAUCAUGCGGUUGCCCCAAUCCCUCAUGCAGGCCGCCGCAAACACAGCGACCAACUUGUCGCCCACCACCGACGCUCUUCUCGAGGCUCAACUGUACUGCCUGCAAUCGCUUGUUCUUUUUCAUUGUCGGUGCAGGAGUCGCGAUUUACUAUGACAAACUGAAGGAAGCGGCACGUAAGGCCGAAGAGGAGGCGAACAAAGACCCCAAGCAGAAAGAGAAGGAGCGCAAGGAGAAAGAAAAGCAGGAGAAGGCAGAGAAAGAUAGAAAAGAGAAAGAGCGUAAGGAGCAGGAGAAGAAGGACAAGGAGCGUAAGGCGAAGGAGCAAAAGGAGAAGGAGAAGAAAGAAAAGGAGGAAAAGGCAGCGAAGAAGUGAAAAUUUUCCAUGUGCGAAAAUGAAGCGCCAUCGAUUAUCAAAUGCAAAAUUUACAAAAUGUAUAAAAAUGUUUAAAGCGUUAUAAAACAAUUACAAAAUAUUAUACCAACAAUUUCCAAUUAUCACAA